AUGCGUUUCCUCGAGUCCAGCGCCGCCUUGGCUGCGCUCGCUGUCGUUGGCGAGGCCUCAACGCCCACCGGUCACGUGCACGCUGUCCGUCCAGCAUCCCUGCUGCAGCGCCGCGGACCCCAAGUCUUCCCCAAGGACUGGCAGCCCGACGUUGAGAACUGGGGAGCUGCUCCGGAGAAGCCCAACGAGAUCACGGUGGAAGCCGUUCCCGAGGCGAAGACUCUGGUCACGUCGGAUGCUCUCCAAAACGACAUCGACUCUGCCGCUCUGCUCGACCACGCCGAGAACCUGCAGGCCAUUGCCUACCAGACGACGGGCCGCAACCGCGUCUUCGGCAGCCCCGGCCACAACUUCACCGCCCUCUACCUGUACGAGCUCGUCUCGGAGCUGAGCGAGUACUACGACAUCGAGUACCAGCCCUUCGUCGAGACCUUCUCGGGCGGCGACGCCACCUUCAGCGUCAAUGGCGAGGAUCAGGACGCCGCGCUGAUGACGUACGCACCCAACGGGCAGGUCGAAGCGCCGGUGGUUGCUGUGUCGAACCAGGGCUGCGAGCCGUCCGACUUCCCUGCAGAAGUCGAAGGCGCCAUCGCGCUGAUCUCCCGCGGCACUUGCGAAUUCGGUCUGAAGGCCGCAUACGCCGGCGCCGCAGGGGCUGCGGGAGCCGUUAUCUACAACAACGUCAACGGCUCGUUGAGCGGUACGCUCGGUGCCCCCAACCGCACCGAGGGCGCCUACCCGCCCACGGCGGCCAUCUCCCUUACCGCUGGUCGUGCCAUUCUGGCGCUGCUCGAGGCGGGCGAGGUGAUUGGCGAUCUCAACGUCAACUCCAUCAUCGAGGAUCGCGUCACGAUGAACGUCAUUGCGCAGACCAAGUCGGGCGACCCUGACAACGUCAUCUUCGUCGGCGCGCACUCCGACUCGGUUGAGGCGGGCCCUGGCAUUAACGACAACGGGUCCGGUUCCAUCGGAAUCCUCGAGGUUGCCCUGCAGCUGGCCAAGUACGAGGUCAACAACGCGGUGCGCUUCGCGUGGUGGUCGGCCGAGGAGUUCGGUCUGCUGGGGGCCGAGUAUUACGUGAACCAGUCGACGCCCGAGGACCUGGAUAAGAUCCGGCUGUACCUCAACUUCGACAUGAUCGCGUCGCCCAACUACUUCCUGGGCAUCUACGACGGCGACGGAUCGGCCUUCAACCUGUCGGGCCCGGCGGGAUCGGCGGAGGCGGAGGCGCUGUUCGAGGGCUACUUUGCGAGCAAGGACCUGCCGUCGCAGCCGACCGAGUUCAGCGGGCGCUCCGACUACGGGCCGUUCCUGGACGUCGGCGUGGCGGCCGGCGGGCUGUUCACCGGCGCGGAGCAGAUCAAGACGGAGGAGGAGGCGGCGCUGUACGGCGGCACGGCUGGCGUGGCCUACGACGAGAACUACCACCGCGUCGGCGACACGGUCGACAACCUGAACCUCGAGGCCUUCCUGGUCAACACGCGCGCCAUCGCCCACGCCGUCGCGACCUACGCCGACUCGUUCGACACGCUGCCGCCGCGCACCAAGCGCCUCGUCCGCCGCAACCCGCUGAUUCCCAAGGCGAAGGCGACGGGCUGCCACCACAAGCACGAGGAGCCCAAGGCGAGAUAG
Molecule: messenger RNA, 1632 nt
Organism: Lasiodiplodia theobromae
Lineage: Eukaryota; Fungi; Ascomycota; Dothideomycetes; Botryosphaeriales; Botryosphaeriaceae
Product: Peptidase M28
Exons: 4
Coding region: 1-1632 (543 amino acids)
Biological process (GO): proteolysis
Molecular function (GO): aminopeptidase activity; metalloexopeptidase activity
Source: RefSeq, a predicted model, not a curated record